Messenger RNA from Penicillium soppii, 528 nucleotides. RefSeq names its product MARVEL domain-containing protein. Gene Ontology annotation, cellular component: membrane. The transcript is spliced from 4 exons. The record is from RefSeq and is a predicted model, not a curated record. Lineage: Eukaryota; Fungi; Ascomycota; Eurotiomycetes; Eurotiales; Aspergillaceae. Bases 1 to 528 code for a protein of 175 amino acids.
AUGGCAAGCUUCUAUGAACACCCCUGUGGCACGGUAUCAACCAUCGCACAUAUAAUCCAAUGCGUGAGCUCGAUCAUCGUCAUCGGCAUCACAGGCUGGGCAGUCACUCACACCAAAACCCUCACUGUGAUCUUUUCCCUAGUGAUAGGCGUCCUAACUCCAAUCGUCUACGGCAUAACGUUGACUACAAGCUGUGUCGCCAAUCGUCGUAGAUGGCACGUUCUCCCUCUGCUAUUGACCGAUGCAGUGAUUUCUUACCUGUGGCUCACUUCGUUCAUCUUCCUGGCUCAGAAUUUCAACCAAACUAGUUGUAGGGUUCACCGCUGGAACGGGGAGACGGUUUGCAGUCGAAAGUAUGCUGCCGAAGCAUUCAGCUUCAUUGCCUUCUUUACUACGUUUGGUGCACUGGUGCUUGAAGUUUUGUACCUCUACAUACCGAGGAACGACACCUCAAUGCAGGAAAGAAAGAAUGGGCCCGAGCAGCUGGAGCAGAACCUCCAGUCUGCAGGUGUGAUGGACAGGACUUGA